Molecule: messenger RNA, 943 nt
Organism: Perognathus longimembris pacificus (Pacific pocket mouse)
Lineage: Eukaryota; Metazoa; Chordata; Mammalia; Rodentia; Heteromyidae
Product: putative vomeronasal receptor-like protein 4
Exons: 1
Coding region: 41-943 (300 amino acids)
Biological process (GO): G protein-coupled receptor signaling pathway
Cellular component (GO): membrane
Molecular function (GO): pheromone receptor activity
Source: RefSeq, a predicted model, not a curated record
UUUUUCAAUUUUUUUUUAGUUUUGUGAAUGAAGUCUGAAGAUGAUUUGGAAUAACAUCAUUCAAAGAAUAAUUUUCUUUUUGCUUAAUGUCCCGGGCGUUGUAGGGAACAUCCUUGUAUUUGUGCGACAUGUGUAUGCUUUUGUCACAGGUCCUGACAAAAAGCCCAUAGAUCUUAUCGUCAUCCACUUGAUGUUUUCAAAUGCAGUCAUUAUCUGCACCUUAGGUCUCAGAGAUAUAGCCACAGUUUUUGAUUUCAGAAACUUUGUAGAUAAUGUUGGUUGUAAACUUUUGAUUUACCUGGGCAGAGUGGCCCGUGGCCUUUCCAUCUGCACCACCUGUUUCCUCAGCAUGAUCCAGGCCAUAACCAUCAGUUCCAGAACCACAUUGUGGAGAAAGCUCAAACCACAGACUGCACGGCAAGUUCUUCCCUAUCUCCUCCUCUUUUGGAUCAUCAAUUCUCUGAUCAGCUCAAACCUGCUACACUACAUCACAGCAGUCAAUACCAUGAAUGGAUCUGGAACUGAAAUGUAUAUUGGCUAUUGUUAUAUGUUACCAUCUAGACAAGAGAUUAGGUGGUUUUUCCUCUCCCUUAUGGCUCUUCGGGAUGUGAUCUUUCAGAGUCUCAUGGGCUGGAGUAGUGGUUACAUGGCUUUCCAUCUGUAUAAACAUCACAAGCGAGUCCUCUAUCUUCAUAGCUCCAGGUUUGCAAACAAUUCCAGCCCAGAAAUCAGAGCUACUCUAAGUACUCUCAAUCUUAUGAUCUGUUUCCUUGUCUUUUAUUGGGCAGAUUUCAUGUUCUCUGUCUACACAGGUUCUACCUUGAGAGAUGAUCUCAUAACACUAAACAUUAAAACAUUUCUAGAACUUGGAUAUGCUGUUCUUAGUCCCCUGGUCCUGAUCAACCGUGAUGUCCGUAUUGCUAAAUUCUGGAGGGCUCACUAA